This is a messenger RNA of Lolium perenne, 1071 nucleotides long. NCBI's taxonomy places the organism in Eukaryota, Viridiplantae, Streptophyta, Magnoliopsida, Poales, Poaceae. The record is from RefSeq and is a predicted model, not a curated record.
AUGGCGGAUACCAGUGUUGGGAAGGAAGACGUGGUAACAAAAGAGGCAACGGCAUCAUCGGUUCAUGGAGAUGCGACUCAUGCAGAUGAGGAAGAACGGGGCGAAUCUCUUGCCCCGGAACCAAAGGAGGAAAUUGAAUCCAUGCUCAAACGCCUGGAGAUCACAGAGGAAGAGGAUGAUGCGAUCGAUCUCUCGGGAUUAAUCGAAAAUCGAUCCGCCAUGAAGUGGGCGGUUAUCAUGAAGUGUCUUGGUGACUGGAAGACAGCAAUGCAUGGAGGGCCAUGGAUGUUUAGGCGCAAUGCUGUGGUGAUUGAGGAAUAUGAUGGUCUUGUCAACACAGAGACGAUAGCCCUAGAUUCUAUUAGGGUUUGGAUUCGUAUUAUGGGGCUUCCAGAGCUUGUGCGUAAUACUGCAGCUGCUAAAGCUAUGGCAGGAAAACUGGGAGAGGUUCUGGAGGUUGACCUGGGAUUGAAGGGAGCUCCUUAUGUCAAAUUUGUUAGAGUAUACAUGAGGAUUAAAUUGAAGAAACCUUUGAUGCGUUUUGUUACAGGAAGGGUGGAUGCCGGGAAAGAGCCCCAAAAAUUCAGGGUGCUCUAUGAGAAAAUGCCGCGGUUCUGUGCUCAUUGCAGUGUGAUUGGCCACAUCGCCGAAGAAUAUGGUGAUGGAGCUCAUGAUCCACAAAAAUUCCAAUAUGGUGAUUUCAUGAUGGUUCCUCAGGAAGAGUUUUGGUACCAGCCAAAAAAAGAAUUUGUUACACGCCCUAUGUCAAGUAACUUCAGAGGGAGAGGUGGAAGAGGCCGUGGUGGCAGAUCUGGUCCUGCUCAUUCUAAUGAGGGCAUGGAUGUAGACGGUACCAACAUGGGUACUCGUGGAGGCACUGGUGAUAGUUCAUGGUUGAGGAAACGUGAUAUGAAUGUCAGGGAUAACAUCCCAAAAAACAAUACACUAGCAAUCAUGUCUGGCUCUCAUGUUGCUAAUGUGAUUGGAACUCUGGAGGGGAAAGCUACUGGAGAAACUACUCCACAGAAAGUUCAGCCACCAAAGAGACAUAAGGGUGGAAACACAAUGUGA